UUUUUGAAAUUGUGAUGUAUGUUUUGUAGUUGACAAUUUGUUUUUCAUCAGAAUUGACAACGACAACACAAACAAUGACAACACAGUCACCGCCACCAACAACAGAAUUACCGACAACAACACAGUCACUAACUACAGAGGCAACGACGUCAACACAGUCACAGACAACACAAACAACGACUGCAGAGACACAAGUUUCCCUUCCGAAGUCUUGUCUGGUAAUACUAAGAAGUGGAAAUUCUGUUGGUGAUGGUGUAUAUUCGAUCGAUCCAGACCGGACAGGAAUACCAAUACAAGCUUAUUGUGACAUGACAACAGAUGGAGGUGGCUGGACGAUAAUCAAGAGAACCAUCUUUCAAACUACAACUCCGCCUCAAAAUUUGAGGAUUAAGGAUUAUAGAGUCAUUUCUGAGUUUAAUACAAACGACAGGAAUAUCUUCCCCACUUCAAAAGCAUUCUUGGACAUCCUUCAAAAGAUGGGAUUCCACCAGAUUCAUUACUAUUGUUACAAGAAAUCCGUCGGAAGGGUCGUCAGCAUCCGUACGAGAAACGACACAAUUGGUCACCAAGUAGUACGUUACUUCACAGAUGAUAAUUUUGCAAUGUCAAAUUUCGUGGCGGCCUGUGAGUCGUUCGAUCGACUUCCCGAGGAUACGUCAGUACUGGGUCAGAAUUGUGCAAAGUGGAACAAAGACACAGGCACAUGGGGUAAAACCAUUGGUUCUUCGCGGACGAUGACAAAACCGUUUUACAUUAAGGCGUCCAAUACUUAUGGCUGCAAUGUUAACCCGCCAGACGUCGACUACUGUGCCUGUGACGACGAUUAUUCGACGCCACUAUCGUAUAAUUCCCAGGAUCGAUGGCAGAUUUCAGUCAGACUCAGUUACUCAGGAUUCUCGUAUCAGUGUUUAAAUAUUCACGAAUAA
Molecule: messenger RNA, 926 nt
Organism: Actinia tenebrosa (Australian red waratah sea anemone)
Lineage: Eukaryota; Metazoa; Cnidaria; Anthozoa; Actiniaria; Actiniidae
Product: fibrinogen-like protein A
Molecular function (GO): oligosaccharide binding
Source: RefSeq, a predicted model, not a curated record